Messenger RNA from Talpa occidentalis (Iberian mole), 1636 nucleotides. RefSeq names its product regulator of G protein signaling 2 (gene RGS2). The record is from RefSeq and is a predicted model, not a curated record. Bases 39 to 674 code for a protein of 211 amino acids. NCBI's taxonomy places the organism in Eukaryota, Metazoa, Chordata, Mammalia, Eulipotyphla, Talpidae. The transcript has 5 exons.
CGCUCGCACACAACGGCGUCCCCAGCGGGAAGACGAUAAUGCAAAGUGCCAUGUUCCUGGCUGUCCAGCACGACUGCGGAUCCAUGGACAAGAGCGCAGGCAACGGCCCCAAGAGCGAGGAGAAGCGGGAGAAAAUGAAGCGGACCCUAUUAAAAGAUUGGAAGACCCGUUUGAGCUACUUCUUGCAAAAUUCCUCCUCUCCCGGAAAACCCAAAACCAACAAGAAAAGCAAGCAGCAAACCUUCAUCAAACCUUCUCCUGAGGAAGCACAGCUGUGGUCGGAAGCUUUCGAUGAGCUGCUCGCCAGUAAAUAUGGUCUUGCUGCAUUCAGGGCUUUUUUAAAAUCUGAAUUCUGUGAAGAAAAUAUUGAAUUUUGGCUGGCCUGUGAAGACUUCAAAAAAACCAAGUCGCCCCAAAAGUUGUCCUCAAAAGCAAGGAAAAUAUAUACUGACUUCAUAGAAAAAGAAGCUCCAAAAGAGAUUAACAUAGACUUUCAAACCAAAACCCUGAUUGCCCAGAAUAUACAAGAGGCUACUAGUGGCUGCUUUACCACGGCCCAGAAGAGGGUGUACAGCCUGAUGGAAAACAACUCUUACCCCCGCUUCUUGGAGUCAGAAUUCUACCAGGACUUGUGUAAAAAGCCUCAGAUCAGCACAGAGCCCCACACUACAUGAGAUGAGAGGGAGCGCCUCGCGGAGGACAUUUCAUGUUUUUCUUAAGGAGAGAAGCUGUGACCCGCCAAAAAGACUGACCUUGAAUUCAGCUGGGUGUGCAGGAAGCAUCACUCAGAACUAUUGAUUCAAACUUGGGUAGUGAAUCACAGGAAGCUGGUGACCGCCUGGGAGAGGUGUGUGUCGGGACAGCCUCCAUCACUGUACAGAGCACAGGGAGAGAGUGGGCUCUGUGGCUCUCACACUAGAAUGAGAGACCGAAAGACACCAGAUGAUACUGUUGGUCCAAAAGCAUUUAAAAUCAAUAGGUCUGGGAUAAUGUGGCCUUAGCUAGCUGGCUGUCCAUUUCUCCUUCUGUCAGUCCAUGCUACCGACAUAGUGGUUUUAGUUUUAGUUUUGUAGUACCGAGUAACAUGAAACUGUUCGCUACGUGUAAGGGGAUCGAAGUUCUUAGGACUACAUAUCAGCAGUACUGUUGUCUCAUGUAACACUAAAACUGAAAUGGUCUGUGUUUGAAUUGUCAAAUGGUGUGUGUAUCAGAAUGUGUGCUGUUGUGUAGGAAGCUCCAGUGUCCAUGAUGAGUGCCAAAGUGCCCUGAAGGCAGCUAAACUAUGAAGUCGUCUUUGAAUACUUUUAAUAAAUUUAUUUUGAUAAAUAAUAUCAUUGUCUGUUUGGUCCAGAGAUAGGUGGGUUUUCUGGUUUGGUAAUGGGAAAUAGAGCAGAUACAAGGACAAACAUCUUUUCCGGUCAAAAGGAGAUAGCAUCACUGAUAUACUUGUUUAGUGAGAAUUGAGAGUCUUCAGAACUGAGAAAAGAGAAUUGCAAAUAAGCCAAAGAAAGUUAGGUCACAUCCUCAGAACCACCCUGUGUGAUCAAGCUUUCGAAUAGAAUCUUGUAAAAACUAAACUUGUUAUUAAUGAAAACAGAAGAAUAUUGACCCAAAGCCCUUCAUGAGUAUCUUUUUU